This is a messenger RNA of Cynara cardunculus var. scolymus (artichoke), 4518 nucleotides long. RefSeq names its product ATP-dependent RNA helicase DEAH13. Gene Ontology annotation, cellular component: intracellular anatomical structure; nucleolus. Lineage: Eukaryota; Viridiplantae; Streptophyta; Magnoliopsida; Asterales; Asteraceae. The transcript has 11 exons. The coding region runs from base 366 to 4301 and encodes 1311 amino acids. Gene Ontology annotation, biological process: maturation of SSU-rRNA from tricistronic rRNA transcript (SSU-rRNA, 5.8S rRNA, LSU-rRNA). Gene Ontology annotation, molecular function: ATP binding; RNA binding. The record is from RefSeq and is a predicted model, not a curated record.
CGUGUUUUUCUCCAUCCGCCUCAGAGUUUUCUUCUUCACUUCUGCACCAGCCUUUGCUUCAAGCAUCCUUCUUUCUUCAAAUUUCUCCAAGUAACUAAUAUCGAUUUCUAAUUUAGGGUUUUGCUGCUUUCUCAUUGGGAUUCGAUCUUGUGGUUUUUGGCAACCAUUAUAUCUUAUGCUUGAAUGAUUUUUUAGUUUCUGGAUUUUAAUGAAUUUGGAAAGGUGCUAUGGCGGCUACAUGGCCCAUUUUUUAUUCCAUUGUCCGUGCCAUGACCACUAUCAUGAGUUUUACCAUGUCAAGUUGAUGCUUCUUACGAUUUGAAGACGUAUUUCCAAGAUUGUUUUUGACGUUACUGGUCUCUGAUAUGAUUUCGCAGGAAACAAUGGAGGCCUUGGAGGGUUUAGACAGUGGGUCACAUUUAUCAAGCUUAAAUGGAGAUGAUAGCAACAUGAUGAUUUUGAUGCACAAGAAAAAGAAAAWUAAUAAAGAGAGAAGUUUGAAACAGGGAUCUCUGAAGUCAAAGAAAAGGGAGAGACCUAAACCAAGCAGCUCCCAGAAGARAAAGCUGAAGAAGCUUGAUGAGGAAAAGGAGAAAUCGGUUCUCUUAUCUAAAAGCCUAGAGACAUUAGAGAAAUACAAAAUUCAAGAGGAUGCUUAUUCACUCAUGUGGUCUUCACGCAAUUUGGGCCAGGUUGAAACUGCCCGUGAGAAACGCAGAAGAGAAAUGCAGUUUGCUAAGACGGGUUUGGUACUGCAGCAUAGUGAUCGACCUUUAAAAAGAAGAGCUAGUAACAGUUAUUCUUGUGRGAUUGAACUUGCUUCGGGUGAAAUUUACUCAAACCAAGUUGACACAGAGGAUGUCUUUAUUCAGCCCAUGAACAGAGAUAUCAAAAUCGCAAAUGUCAAACCUUCUCCGAGAUCUUCUGUAGAGCUACCAUGCAGCAAAGGAGCUGAAGCCAUUGGUGCAUUAGACCCUUCUUCGUCUGCUAAGAAAGUUGAUAAUGAGCAUAAUGACACACCCAUGCUAGACGAUCCCAAAGCUUCAUUGCCAACAUCUAGCUGUAGUAGAAGCAUCGCAAAAUCAGUGGAGGUAAGCUGCUUUGCAAACAGCACGGUUAGUUGUCCAUCACCGAAACCUCUAGCGRUCCCCACAGUGGUUCAUGUAUCUAGGCCGAAGGAGGUUGAGAGCAAUAGAAUGGAUCUUCCUAUAGUCAUGAUGGAGCAGGAGAUAAUGGAAGCCAUAUAUGAGAAUACCAAUGUCAUCAUAUGUGGAGAAACAGGGUGUGGUAAGACUACUCAAGUUCCUCAGUUCCUAUAUGAAGCAGGAUUUGGUUCAAAACAGUGUAGUACUCGAAGUGGCAUUAUUGGUGUUACCCAACCACGUCGAGUUGCUGUCCUUGCAACUGCAAGGCGGGUGGCAUUUGAGCUUGGGCUUCGUCUAGGCAAGGAGGUCGGUUUCCAAGUUAGGCAUGACAAGAAGAUUGGAGAGAACUGCUCCAUCAAGUUCAUGACUGAUGGAAUAUUGCUUCGAGAAUUGCAGAAUGAUUUUCUGUUGAAGCGAUACUCAGCAAUAAUAUUGGAUGAGGCUCAUGAAAGGAGUCUGAAUACGGACAUACUUACUGGAAUGCUAUCUCGCAUUAUAGUAGAACGCCAGAAAAUACAUGAACAGCAGAAAUCAUAUGAGCUUUCGACCGGAAAGAUGAUUAGCCCUGAAAAGAAGAUCUUUCCGUUAAGACUCAUAUUGAUGAGUGCCACCUUGCGGGUUGAAGACUUUGUGUCCGAUGGUAAAAUCUUUGCUAAUCCACCGCCUGUAAUUGAAGUUCCAACUCGACAAUAUCCAGUAACUACACAUUUCUCAAAGAGAACAGAUAUAGUGGACUACCUUGGCCAAGCCUAUAAAAAGAUAUUGUCGAUUCACAAGAGACUUCCAUCUGGGGGAAUACUUGUAUUUGUGACGGGCCAAAGGGAAGUAGAAUACUUGUGUCGUAAGCUGCGUAACGCAUCUCUUGAGAUGACGAAGAGGAAGACCAAUGUUAAUAGUGAKGCACCUGUUGUCACCGACACGCUUAUAGAAUACGACAUGAAGGAGAUUGAUGAAGCAUUUAAGAUCGAAGGACAAUCAAGCCACCAACAAACAGACAGGUUUAGUUCUUUUGAUGAAGAUGAUUGUGAUUUGUCAGAAGAUGAAUCUUUUGCUUCCUUCGAAUCUGAUGAAGAGAGUGAUGUGGAGACAGUUGUUGAUAAAGUGAAUGUGUUGAAGCCUGAUAAUGUUUUAGGGGAAAAUGGAAAUUUUGCUUCACUGAAAGCUGCUUUUGAAGCUUUGUCCGGGAAAAGAACUUUGGACUCUAAGUCGGAUAGCUCUCAGGAUAAUCCUACUACUCCAGGUGAUUCAAAACAACCAGAUUCUAAUUCUGUAGCGAGGCAGGAGGCAAAUGAUGUGUCUCCUGGUGCAUUGUGUGUUCUACCCCUCUAUGCCAUGCUUCCUGCAUCUGCACAACUUCGUGUGUUUGAGGAGAUUAAGGAAGGAGAACGUUUAAUAGUCGUUGCCACUAAUGUUGCUGAAACCUCUCUAACAAUCCCAGGCAUAAAGUAUGUGGUUGAUACAGGAAGAGAAAAGGUCAAGAAUUACAAUUCUUCCAACGGAAUGGAAACAUAUGAAGUACAGUGGAUAAGUAAAGCAUCUGCAGCUCAGCGUGCUGGAAGAGCUGGAAGAACAGGGCCUGGCCACUGUUAUCGUCUCUAUUCUUCUGCUGUCUUUAACAACAUAUUUGCUGACUUUUCAACGGCUGAAAUCUUAAAAAUACCUGUUGAUGGUGUGGUUCUUCUCAUGAAAUCCAUGGGUAUUAAAGAGAUUACAAAGUUUCCAUUUCCUACUCCUCCUGAAGCUAAAGCCUUGUUUGAAGCAGAGGUUUGUUUAAAAUCUCUCCAAGCACUUGAUUGUGAUGGGAGGUUAACACCUCUUGGGAAGGCCAUGUCACAUUAUCCAAUGAGUCCUCGCCAUUCACGAAUGCUUCUUACAGUCAUUCAAAUCCUGAACAAGGGAAAAGGUUCCGCAAGACGAAACUUGAUUCUAGGAUAUGCACUUGCGGCUGCUGCAGCUUUGAGCUUGUCAAAUCCUUUCGUAAUGCAGUUUGAAGGAGGGYGUGCUGAUAUCGACACUUUGAAGCAGGAUCAAAACUCAAAUGUUAUCAGUAAGGAUGAAAAAGUGAAGAAAAGGAAACUGAAAGAAAAUGCUAAAACAUCCCGUGCUAAAUUUUCAAACCCUACCAGUGAUGCUUUAACGGUGGCUUACGCCUUGCAGUGCUUCGAACUAUCAGAAAACCAGGUGGAAUUCUGUGAUGAGAAUGCAUUACACCUUAAAACCAUGGAGGAAAUGUCAAAGUUGAGAAAACAGCUUCUGCAUUUAGUGUUUAACCAAACCCUGUGCGACACACAGCAGGAACUUGUGUGGACUUAUGGGAAUAUGGAGGAUGUAGAACGAGCUUGGAUGGUUUAUUCUAAUAAGCAUCCCCUGAUGUUGAAUGAGGAAGAGCUUUUGGGCCAAGCUAUAUGUGCCGGCUGGGCUGAUAGAGUUGCGAGACGUGUUAGAGGGAUUUCAGGAUUAUCGGAGGAAGACAGGAAAGUGAAUGCAGCAMGAUAUGAAGCUCACAAAGUAAGUGAAACAGUGUUCCUUCAUCGCUGGUCAUCUGUUUCGAGAACAGCCCCGGAGUUUUUGGUUUACAGCGAACUUGUUGACAGGAAACGGCCAUAUAUACAUGGAGCCACAAGAGUGAAACCGGAGUGGCUUGCUAGAUAUUCGGAGUAUCUUUGCAGUUUCUCUGCUCCACUUAUGGACCCUAGACCUUACUACGAGCCUCAGAGCGACCAAGUGUAUAACUGGGUGAGUGUAACUUUUGGCGACCAUUUAUGGCAGCUCCCACUACACAGUUUGGCUGUGAAAGAUGAGAAAGUUGGGGUGACUGUUUUCUGUUAUUCUUUGCUCGAGGGAAUGGUGUUGCCAUGUGUAAGACGAGUGCGGAAGUUCAUGGCAGCCCAACCUGGCAUCAUUUUGAAAGCAGAGACAUUAGGCCAUAAGAGAUUYGGGAAGCUUGUGUAUGAGUUAAGGAAAAGGCAUAUCCAAAGUUGUAGGAUGCUAAGGAAGGUAUGGGAUGAGAAUAGAGCAACAUUUUACCGGGAAGUUUUGGAYUGGUUUGACGAGGGAUUUCAGAAUGAUUUUGAUGAUUUAUGGGAAAAUAUGCAGGGAGAAGUACGUUUAGAUCCCGAACAACGGUUUGUGAAGAAAGAGAAAAGCAGGAGUUGAUGUUGGCAUCGUCGUCUUAUGUCCAACAGCAUGGUGUAACAUUUUUGAGCCACAAAUACAAAUCUGAGURAUAUUUAUUUAUAUAUUAUGACAAAGGAAAGGAAGACACAGUUUUGAGUAGCAAAUAGAUGAUGCUAGGUUGUAUUUUUGGAUGGUAACAAUGACAUUUUGUUAUGAAUGAUAUUUUUGCCUAUUUGAUGCAAAGUUGAUAUCUAAA